This is a messenger RNA of Nelumbo nucifera (sacred lotus), 1849 nucleotides long. RefSeq names its product Protein prenylyltransferase superfamily protein. NCBI's taxonomy places the organism in Eukaryota, Viridiplantae, Streptophyta, Magnoliopsida, Proteales, Nelumbonaceae. The record is from RefSeq and is a predicted model, not a curated record. Gene Ontology annotation, biological process: protein farnesylation; protein geranylgeranylation. Gene Ontology annotation, cellular component: CAAX-protein geranylgeranyltransferase complex; cytoplasm; protein farnesyltransferase complex. Gene Ontology annotation, molecular function: protein farnesyltransferase activity; CAAX-protein geranylgeranyltransferase activity.
ACAUGGUAGCUGGCUUCUGAGGGCUGAGGGUUCCUCCUUACGCUGGCAGUUUUUAACUACCCCGUUCUGUGUAGCGUAGCCUGUUUCUUUCCUCUACUACCAAAAAAAAAAAAAAACAAUUUAUUAGGGCUCAUCCCCGAAGUCGAAACUUCUACUGCAUUUUAAUCUCUUUUCAAGAGAAGAAGAAAGCAUAGAUGAUGACGCACUCCUCGAGUUCUCAAGAUUACGAAUUUCGUCUGUUGGGGCAAUUGGAACAUAUACUGGAAUCUGAUACUCUCAUUGAUGAAGUAGGCUUUGUUCACCCAACCCAGUUAGUGGCGCUAAAGGAAGAAGCAGGCAGCUCAAUUAAUCAUGUCAGUAGUUCACAGCAAUCGGAACAUAAUAUGUUUAUGACUGAUCCCUUCUCACAUGAUGGGACUAUUUUUUGGAAUCAAGAGCAUAAGUUGGCCAUCUCAACAGAAGUUAUUUUUCCCCUGUACAAUGCUGCUAAAAAUGCCUUUUUGGCUUCUGUUGAACAGUAUAAGAUGCUUAUCAACUUACCUGCCAAGACAGAUAACUCGGUGGCUGAAACCGUACAAGAUCAACAUUUAGCUUCUAAACACUUUCUUGAAAGUGAAGUGAUGAAACACAGCAAGGCUCUUUUGUUAUUAAGUUGCGACUUUGGCACUGCAUGGAAUUCCAGGAAAUUAGUUGUUUUGCAGGAGAUUUUGUCAUUAUUUAUGGAUGAACUCAAAUUAUCAGCAUUGAUUCUUUCAUAUUCACCGAAAAGUGAUCAUGCUUGGAGCCAUAGACGUUGGGUGAUCAAAUCAAUCGCUGGCAAGUGUCCAAACCUGCAAGAGAUCGUGGUGAAAGAAUCUGAGUUGGUGGAGAAAAUAGCUGAGAGAUCAAAAAUGAACUAUCGUGCAUGGCAUCAUCGUUGUUGGCUUGUUUCCUACAUGACAAAAGACCAGGUUCUAGAUGAGUUCAACAAAUCAAGAAAAUGGGCGGAGUUACAUAUCGCAGAUAAUUGCUGCUUUCAAUAUCGCAAACGGUUAAUGCUUAGGAUGCUGGAGGACAUCUGCUUGAAUCAGGAGAAUGACUUGUGCUCCAGUAACAUGAUGGGCCUCUAUAAAAUUUGGAAGGAGGAGCUUGACUGGGAUGAAAUGUUGAUCAAGCGCUACAUAGGGAGAGAGGCUUUAUGGGUUCAUCGUCGGUUCCUCUCUCAAUAUUGGGUGAAGCAUUUUGUUUCUAACAUUCAGUACACACCCUGCCACUCAGAAGAUGACCAUAGCAAAAACCGUGACAUGUACAUCUUUAUGGAUAAUGAAGUGGAACUCCUUCAUACUUGUUUGGCCGUUCUGGAUGAUGAUUUUGAGGAUGGCCAAGCACAAGUAACGUUUGUGGCUGCUUAUGUUUUCUGGAUGUCAAAGCAAAUUCCACACUCUCAAAGAACUGAGCUCGAAGAGAAACUAAAGAGAAUUGGAGACCUCAGGGAUUUGCUAAAUAAGGUAGACCCAGCAAAGGCUCAGCUUUGGAAUGGUCUAAUGAGUUGAUGGAGAAAAUUUUCAAGUUUUGGUGCGAUCACUUGUUGUAACCAUGGUUUAACUAUGGGGUUCUAAUAUUAUACUGUAUUAUAUUAAGUCUUGAUUGAUACAGUUAUAAGUUACUGUUGGGACUUUAUUAGAUUAGACUAAAUUAUUUGAACUUUGGAACAUGUUCUGAAAAUCUUGCCCUUUCUUGGUUGAUAAGACGUUAAAAUGUUCUAGUAUUAACUUGUAUUAUAUCAAGCCUUGAUUGAUACAGUUAUAACUGCUGGAAGCCUGGAACUAUAUUAUAUUAGACUAAAUUAUUGGAACUUUGUAACAUGUUC